AUGAGGUUAAUGCAGUCAACGGAGAAGGGUUGCCUCCGCCUGGCCCUUGGGUUGACUGAUGUGUUGCCGCUUGCGAUCUCGCAGAUCUUGCUGGCGAAUCGUAGAUGGUUCACCAGAAUGUUUGCAGACGCCGUUGAGAACGCAAUAGCGCACGUGUCUGGCAACUCUGCGUUCGACGCGGCCUCUUCUUUUGCACAAAAAGGUGAAGGAAACAAUUUAGAUGAAGCACAAGAUGCGGGGGAACUUCUUGCUGCAGCGUUGGAAGGUGUGCAGGGAGUGCAUCUUUUGCCGUGCCACAUCAAGUACAGCGGCUUGGCCUCCGUUUCUGAGCACUUUCAGCCCAGACGCGUGAAGCCUGCAGCAGCAGCAGCUGCUGCUGCAGCAGAUGCUGCUGCUGCAGCAGAUGGGCAGCUCGAAGUGCUGCUGCACGGCCGCUGGCUCCGGGGCAAGGAAGAGCCGCUGGCCAACAGCCGCUGCUCAGCAGCAGAGGCCCCGCAGCUGCAGGGCUUCCUCGUGGCAGCCCAGAAGGCCAGCUGCAGCCAGCAGGAGGUCCGGAAGUCUUUGCUGCUGAGUGCUGCUGCUGCUGCUGCUGCUGCAACAGCUGAAGAGGAUUCUCUUAUUGAAGCAGAAGAGCCCCCCAUUAGGGUCACUUCGCUCCGCCCCUUAGCAGCAUUUGACAAAAUAACCUACUGGCAACAAGACCGCGAGCCCAGCAGCUCCGACGACGUCCCGAAGAGUCUUUUCUUUUUGCGAGCGACUGCAGCACUGCACGACUUCAAAGACGAACUGGGCGACUGA
Messenger RNA from Eimeria necatrix, 798 nucleotides. RefSeq lists its product as hypothetical. Lineage: Eukaryota; Apicomplexa; Conoidasida; Eucoccidiorida; Eimeriidae. The coding region runs from base 1 to 798 and encodes 265 amino acids. Gene Ontology annotation, biological process: RNA catabolic process. The record is from RefSeq and is a predicted model, not a curated record. The transcript is spliced from 4 exons. Gene Ontology annotation, cellular component: ribonuclease H2 complex.